AUCAGGACACAUUCAGAUCUUGGGCCUUCUGCUAUCUCUUCCCGAUGUAGCGUCUGAGUUUUCAUACUAGCGCGAUAUUUAAAAUAACAACGCCGAAGCGGCUUCUGGCUAUACGGGCUGUACAGCUGGAAAUACGUAUUUACCCGACUUAUACGAGGCUGGUUCUGCGUUAAAUUCGCCAGGGAUUAUCAUAAAUUGCACCACCUAUUCCUACCCCUCCUCUCUACAUCGUUCCUCUUCUCUGCUUCUGGUAGACGUCGCUCUUCGUUAAACGAUAAUACCGUCCUAAUGUCAAUGUCCUCACAUUCUACUAGUGGUCAAUAUAAUUACAAUCCUAUGGACGACGACUCAAGUCCACGGGUCCCGCGUAGGACAGCUAUGGCUUGUCAGUUUUGUAGAGGUCGCAAACUAAAAUGUGAUGGCAGUCGACCUAGUUGUGGUAACUGCAACCGCCGGGGCUAUCCCUGCGUCUAUACCCCUGUGUAUGUGAUUUGUUCUCGUUCAGGAUAGAACUCCUCUAAUGAACUCUUUCUAGCGGGUCGGAACAGCAAAAAUAGCCCACAUCGCUAUACUUCUUACAGGUUGCGUUUGUUCGCCUUACGCAGUUUUCGCUUUCGUGGCUAUAUCUUUCUUCGUCGCGGAACGUUCUGCCGGCCAAUUCCGCUUCUUCAAAUCGUACAAUGAAAGAGGUCCUGAAGGGGAAAAGUCACCAUCACUUUGACAUGGACUUAUCAGAUAUACAUAGGCUACACCUGAGUAAUAUGCACGCAGCCUCCUGUUUAUAGUAUUUGAUCAAGCAUUUUGUCUAUUAAAAUUUACUUUUGGUUCUGUUUUACC
This is a messenger RNA of Suillus clintonianus, 837 nucleotides long. RefSeq lists its product as uncharacterized. The transcript is spliced from 4 exons. NCBI's taxonomy places the organism in Eukaryota, Fungi, Basidiomycota, Agaricomycetes, Boletales, Suillaceae. Gene Ontology annotation, molecular function: DNA-binding transcription factor activity, RNA polymerase II-specific; zinc ion binding. The record is from RefSeq and is a predicted model, not a curated record. Gene Ontology annotation, biological process: regulation of DNA-templated transcription. Bases 289 to 510 code for a protein of 73 amino acids.